This is a messenger RNA of Acanthamoeba castellanii str. Neff, 657 nucleotides long. RefSeq lists its product as uncharacterized. The coding region runs from base 1 to 657 and encodes 218 amino acids. The transcript has a single exon. NCBI's taxonomy places the organism in Eukaryota, Discosea, Longamoebia, Acanthamoebidae. The record is from RefSeq and is a predicted model, not a curated record.
AUGGCGGACGGUAAGGCAAUUGCGGUGCUGGGCGUGGGCGCCAUCCUGGCCCUCAUCUUCGGCGUGCUGAGCGUCAUCAACAUCGGCCUCUACGCCGGCGCCGGCGACCUCGACGCUGACUUCAGCGACGCGCCGGACAACUGCAAGCUCCCGUGUCGCGAGCGCACCAGCGUGCUCGGCAUCGUCGCCGGCUCCCUGGGUCUCGUCGCCGCCGGCGCCACCGUGGCCCUGCUCGCUCUGGGCCUGCUUGAGUCCUCCACCCGUGCCGUGAACCUGCUCGCCAAGGGGGUCCUGCUCGCCACCCUCUUCAUCGUGAGCGUGUUCCAGAUUACCGCGUGGGCGCUCAUGGCCCGUGACAUCGACAAGUUCCUGGACACGUACGGCUCCGCGGCGUGCGACGUGUCGCCCCACCUGUGGAACGCCGCGCUCGCGUUCGGCCUCUUCGCGUUCAUCGCCGUGAGCCUGCUCUUCCUGGUGGUGGCCGGCGGCCUCGUGUUGGACUUCAUGUCGAGCGACGGCGGCUCGAGUGGCGGCGGCGGUGGCGGAGGCGGUCGGGGCGGGUCGUACUACGGCGACCACGUCAACCAGUCGCGAGCCGAGCAGCAGGAGGCCCAGCAGGGGCAGCAGCAGGAGCAGCAGCAGGAGCACUACCAGUAG